GAUCUUCUGAAAUCUUUGAAGGAGCAACGCAACCAGCAGAGAAUCAUUAACACAUUACAAUGAAUCAGGACAUUUGCAUAGCAUUGGUUGGUAAAACAGGAGUUGGCAAAAGUGCUACAGGAAAUACCAUUCUCGGUGACAAGAUAUUUGUGUCAGAGGCAAAACCUGCAUUAGUUACUAAAAAGAGUUCAUCUGCAUCACGGAUGAUAAAUGGAAGGCAGAUUUGUGUUGUGGACACUCCAGGUCUAUAUGACUCACAACUGUCCAAUGAAGCAGUCUUAAAUGAUACUGUGAAUUGCAUCAGACAUGCAGCUCCAGGUUGUCAUGUCUUUCUUCUUGUAAUUGCCAUUGGGCGCUUCACUGAACAAGACAGAAACAUCGCUAAAUUGAUUCAAACAGCCUUUGGCCAAGAAGUGCACAGACACAUGUUGGUCUUGUUUACUAGGGCAGAUGAUCUUGAAGAAAGAACAAUGGAAGAUUACAUUAGGGGGGCACCAGAUGUGAAACAAGUGAUAAAUGCAUGCGGAGGAAAAUACCAUAUAUUCAACAAUAAAGAGAAGUCAAACCGUACACAAGUUGAUGAGCUCGUGGGCAAGAUUGUAGCCAUUAUAAAGCAAAAUAAUAACAGCUUCUACAGCCCCCACAUGUUUAAAAUGCCAAAUGAACUCAACAGUGCUAAGAAAAACAUUAAAAAAAAAGAUGACGACCUGGAGACAGAAAUCAGAAGUCAGAAGUCAGAAAGGAGUUUGACUCGGAAAAAGGACAUUCCAGUGCACAGAGGAGUACGGCCAAGAGGAAACAAAUUAAGAGCAUUUCGUGAAGGAAUGAGUAAGUCAUCAUGCAGCAUAUUGUAGUAUACUUGAGAAUGUGAGGUUAGCACCUUAUAAAAUGCAUAAAUCGGGUGCUACAAAAUGCACAUGUCAGAAGAGAAACAUUAAAUCAAUGUUAUACUCUUAACAAUUCAUGUUUUAUUAAUUGUUUUAUUUUUAUUUUUAUUUUUUUUGUUUUUUUUUUUUUUAAACAUAUAUGUGUACUUUGUGUAUGCAUUUAUUUGUCUGAUUAAACAUAAUCAAAUAAUCAAAUAAUCUGCUUAAUUCACUAGGAAUUUGAUUGGGGUUUGAAGUUUGACUCUGUAUUAGUCCUGCAUUGUUUUUUUUUUUUUUUUUUUUGUUUGU
This is a messenger RNA of Labeo rohita (rohu), 1175 nucleotides long. RefSeq names its product GTPase IMAP family member 7-like. The transcript has 2 exons. Gene Ontology annotation, molecular function: GTP binding. The coding region runs from base 60 to 854 and encodes 264 amino acids. Lineage: Eukaryota; Metazoa; Chordata; Actinopteri; Cypriniformes; Cyprinidae. The record is from RefSeq and is a predicted model, not a curated record.